AAUUGGCCGACGUAUUCCAGCCAUGAAAGUAGAACGCACCGUCGCGAACGACAUCUCGGCUUUCGAGCCGGUUCCUCCUCCGUUCGUUCGGAGUGGAGUGGGCGUUGUUGCUAUGGCAACAGAAGCCCGUCCACGUUCAGCUGGAAAGUAGGACGGUGCUUGUAAAACGGCAGGCGCAAAGCGUCCAGUUCCCUCGCUAUUUUGGAUCGCCGAGCAAAAGGCACAAUCUGAAGAUUCGGGUCUGGAUCUACUUUGGAUUGGCUUGGGGCAGCCCAUUUGCGCAAUCGCCACGAGUGCGAGAGAGAGAGAGAGGGAGGGAGGGAGGGAGUUGAGGAAGGGAGGGUGUCGGGCUUGCCUCGCUUCUCCGCCUGCUCCUCUCAGCCGACACAAUCCCCGACGACUCUGCCUCGAUGUUGGAAACGCUCGGAGUGACUUCUUGAAAAAGCGGCCCGAGGACGCGCAAGCCGCCGGAUAAGUCGCCGUUGCCAAAGCCAUCAUGGAGGAAAAAGAGCUGCUGAAGGAACGUCUCCAGGCCAUCACGGACAAGAGGAGAAUCCGGGAAUACAUUGCCGAGAAAAGAAGACGCGUCGAGGAAGAGAAGCUCAAACUCCAAUACAUCAAGAAGAAGGCUUUGAGGGAUCAGUGGCUGAUGGACGGUUUGAGUCCGCAAUCGGAGGAGGAGCAGGAGGCCGCCAGGCUUCAGGCUCAGGACGAACGGCAACAGAGCGAUGCGCUGCAGAGCGAUAUUGACAGGAUGGAAAAAGAGAUCGAGGCGUUGGAGACGGAGGAGCUCCACAUCUCGGCCAAUGAGGAAGUGGUUCUGAAGCGAUUAAAAGAAGUGGAGAGGACAGCGGAGGACAUCAUCAAGAAAGCCGCUUCCGACCGAAGCGACCCGGCCUCGCCCGGCGGCGUCGCCGUCCGGGAAGAGACGGAAGCCGUCGCGUUGGAGGAAGGACGCGAGGGGCUCCGACGAAACGAGUCCGUCGCUUCUUCCGUGUCGGACACGCUCUCCAGUGCCGAAAGCGUUUGCGAAACCGAGGCCCACCGCCGGACGGAGCAAGGGGGGGAUUCGGAGCGGCGCGGCGCGCCAUGGAGGGACGCGGACCCGCCGAGGCCCCUCCCACCCUCGGGGCCAGAGCCGGACGCGCACCGGGAGCCGUCGGCGGCCCUCCGCCGAUUCCCCGAUGAGGAAGACGAACCCGAUCGCGCCGACGAGGGCGAGGGCGAUUUGGAGGAGGAUGAAGAGCGGGACCCAGAAGUCCCCGGCGAGCCCUCGUCGCCGCCGCUUCCCCCGGCAGUCAUGGGAGAGGAGGCUCUGUCGGAUAUAUCCAGCGAGUCCUGCCCCGACGUGGCCCCCGAUGACGCGGACGAGUGCCUCCGAGUCGAAAUCGCAGCCGCCUCCUCCGACAGUGAGACGGAUGAGAAAUGGAGGGCCGUCUUUUCCUCCUCCAUCAAUAAAGAAGACGACGACUCCUAUCUGGACGCUCUCCACUUAAGCGCGCGGGAGCUCUUUGUGCAGAAAGUCCAAGCGACGGACUCGGAAGACCGAGGGGACGACGACGGCGACGCCCGACCGAGCCCGCCGGAAGCGGAAGGGCGGCCGGAGGCCUCGUCCCUCGCGCCCGCCGUCCCGGAGGGGGAAGACGGACGCGGGAGAGCCCAGCGCGACGACCCCGGCCCUCGGGAGCCGCGGGCGCACGGGGCCCGGGAUCCCAACAGGAGGCUCCCCAAAGACUUCUGCGUGAUACAAGAGACCACCAGCGAGAACGUCAGCACGGAGCACGUCGACUUCCAGUCGGCGCGCAAGCAGUGGCGGGCGAUGGAAGAGCAAAGCAACAACAACAAGGCGCUGCUGCCCGCCGCCCGCCGGCCCGAUCCCCACGCCGGCCACGCUCGCAUGUACGCGCCGGUGCGAAACGCGGAGAGAGCCGACGGGAGGGCCCGGGAGGCGGAGCCCUCCGCGCCGCAGUUCAGCCCGUGCUCGGAAGAUUCCGGCCUGGACGAUUCCACUCCCAGGUCGCCCGACGACGAGGCGGAAACGCCGCCGGAAAGGGAGGGAAACGCCCCGCCCCCUGCCGCGCCCUCCCUGGUCAUCACGCCCUCUCCCGGCAGGGAGCCGCCGACAGACCAGCCCGAGGUGGAGCCCGGCGGUCCCGGCCAGCGGCGCUCCGAGGACCUCGUCGUCCCGGAGCCCUCCAACGCGAUCGUUCGCAGCGCUUCCGAGUUCUCGCUGGACAGAGCCUGCCAGCCCCAAGAGAAAAUGUUCCCCAGCAACCCCUUCUUCAAGCUGCGUUCGCGAAGCAGCGUGUCCCUGGUGGACGAGGAGAUCCGAGUGGUGCGGCGACGAGAGGAAGAGCUGCGCAAGGACAGGGCCCGUCUUUACGGCCACGCCCGCCCGGCCGACAAAAGGAUGCUGCUGUCCAACAACUCGGCCACUUUGUCGCUGGAUCGCCCGGCUUCAUCGCCAAUGAAGUGCAAGUCCUCGCCAUCGUCGCCGAUGAAAACCCCCAAAAUGGAUCGCUCCACUCUGUCCUGCGAUCACAGAUUUCCAGAGGGCUGCGUCGCGGGAAGACGCAAGAGCGCCAUGGCUCUGCGCUGGGAGGCGGGCCACUUCACCAAAAAUGACUGACGGGGAAACCGCGAGACGUCCGUCGUCCAUUCCAAGUGUGAAGGACGCCCCGCUGCCAAUUGUCGUGCCGUGUCUCCAUUUAGUUCUUCAUUUUCUCGCAUCCGGUCGAUGUUUCGGUCUUGCUUCGGGUUGAUUGAAACGUGCGGCGCUGCAAAUAACCGACAAUCGUACGCCCUCUCUGCAAAGGUUCGGCAAUGUCAGCGCGUGCCUUCGAAUGGCGGCAAAGCCUGAUUUUUUUUUUUUCUUUUCCCCCCCACCUAAUUGAGGCUCUUCGGUUCCCUUCGACUCGGUUCCGCUUCCACUCGCGGCUCUCCUGUUGUGCAUCCGCGCUGGCAAAUGAGGCGUCAAACGGUCGAGCGGGGACGUUUCCGAGCGAGCGCGCCUUACCCGCGAGCCUUUUUGCAUUUUAACGGCGGGAUUUCUGGAGUGUACUUGUGCUCCGGUCCGAAAAAGACAUCGUGAGGAAUCGGAAGGAGGAAAAUCCGCAGCCUGGUCCGCCAAGCUGAUGUGGCACGUCUUGGCCAAAAGGCGGCGCACGCGAGCUCACGUCAUCUUAACGCGCUGCGCAAAAGGGCGUCGCUGCUUCCGCGUCCGGUCCCCCGCCGAGGUAGGCCACCGUUUCCUUUUCACCAACUCACUCGCAAACUUUCGUCUCCACCCGAUUUGACGAUUUCGUUCGCGUAAGGGGGCCCUUGUGGCCGUCGCUCGCGCUGGCGGGGGGGGUGGGGGGGCUGUUGUGCGCGCAUUCGUGGGCGCGGGAUUCGACCGCGCUGGAAUUGCAACAUCCGAACAUCAUCGCAAGACCGGGCUCGGUAGUUUGUCCCUUGCUUUUUGUC
Hippocampus comes (tiger tail seahorse) is the source of this 3465-nucleotide messenger RNA. It is a transcript of the gene palmdb, whose product is annotated as palmdelphin b. Lineage: Eukaryota; Metazoa; Chordata; Actinopteri; Syngnathiformes; Syngnathidae. Gene Ontology annotation, cellular component: membrane; cytoplasm. The transcript is spliced from 9 exons. Gene Ontology annotation, biological process: regulation of cell shape. The record is from RefSeq and is a predicted model, not a curated record. Bases 497 to 2629 code for a protein of 710 amino acids.